CUGCAGUACAAAACAUCAUGCAAUUCAACAGUUACUACGGCUGCGGAUGGUGCUUUCAUAGUGGAGAAGCAGUGGAUGGUGUUGUCAAAUACACAACCACUGCUGAUCCAGCAGAUGACAGGACUGCUGCUGACAUGAUUGCAGACAUGACCGAGGCAGCAUCUCAGGGUACGCCUGUACGUGGUGUCAAAGGCCCUUCUCCUGUACUGAACCUCCCAGGGUUUGAUAUUGUCUGGAGUUUCACUCCGGACUAUAUGCAUUGUGUGCUGCUGGGAGUGGCACGGCAGAUGACAGAGUUGUGGCUCACCAGCACUGGAACGAACUACUAUAUUGGGUCUCCUUGUGACUUAACGACCGUGGAUGACAGACUAUGCAGCAUCAAGCCCCCACUGCUGUUUUCUAGACUCCCAAGGUCACUAAAGGCAAGGAAGCACUGGAAGGCAGCAGAAUGGGAGCAUUGGCUCCUCUGCUAUAGUCUGCCGUGCCUGCGUGGUGUAUUGUCAAACGAACACUUCAAGCAUUUUGGGCUUUUAGUACACGGCGUGCACCUCCUUCUCAAGAAAGAAGUAUCCAAAACAGACAUUGAUGAAAGCACAGAAAAACUCACGGAGUUUGUUUUACACACCGAGGUGCUGUAUGGCAAGGGCCAGAUGUCUUCAAACGUACACACGCUAUUGCAUCUCCCUAAGGCUGCUGUCCUGCUGGGACCCUUGUGGACACAUUCCUGCUUUGUGUUUGAAAAUAAUAUGGGCAAGCUCCUGAAGCACGUAAAGUCGUAUAAGGGUGUCCCUUUACAAAUUUUAUCAAGAGUGCUAUUGCAGAGCAAUCUUCAAGUCCUACAGGGGAGAGCUGCUCCAGAUGCUGGAGGUGUCUUUCGACAAGAGCGUGCCAAUGUUUCAAAUGCUCCUGUGGCCCUGGGAACUGGCCACCCUCCAUCUGAUGCUGUAAGGUCGCUUGUUCAAAGGCUCCUACCACAUUGCGAGGAUGUCGUAGAAUAUGUUCGAGUGUUCAUUGGCAAGGUCACCCUCCAUAGUACAAAGUACACUGUUCCCACGAAAACUGACUCAACGGUAUUUGAGCAGGAUGGAGUGUACGCGAGAAUUGAGAAUGUAAUUUCAGUUACUGCCAGUGAGGGUGGUAGCAAAGUCUAUGUCAUCAUGGAGGAGUAUGCUGUUGAUAGGUUUCCAUGUGUGACCCACAUAAAAUAUUGCAGAAGGCUACCUGAACGCAAGCUUCUAGAACUGACCAGUCGUGCAAAGCCUUGUAUGUACAUGAGUACCAAUCAAGGCUCACUGAUUGUGGAUUUAUGUGUUAGAUGA
Ornithodoros turicata is the source of this 1319-nucleotide messenger RNA. RefSeq lists its product as uncharacterized. NCBI's taxonomy places the organism in Eukaryota, Metazoa, Arthropoda, Arachnida, Ixodida, Argasidae. The transcript is spliced from 2 exons. Bases 18 to 1319 code for a protein of 433 amino acids. The record is from RefSeq and is a predicted model, not a curated record.